AUGCCUGUGGUUGCCGGUCCUCCUGCCCAAGGUGGCCCAGGGGGCCCUUCAACUUUCGACAAGAUGAAAAUGGGCUGCCUCAUGGGUUCGACUGUUGGUGGUAUCAUGGGUUUCAUUGUCGGAACUGUGACAAUCUUCCAAUAUGGUGCUGGGCCUAACGGUGUCAUGCGGACUCUCGGCAAAUACAUGCUGGGUUCAGGUGCUACUUUCGGCCUCUUCAUGUCCAUCGGUAGUGUCAUUCGCAAUGAAGGACCUCGGAACGAUGCCUGGCUCCGCGCUCGAGGACCCCCGAUGAUGCUCCCCCGUCAGAGCCCCCUCCAGGCUAUGCGCCAAUAA
Penicillium soppii is the source of this 336-nucleotide messenger RNA. RefSeq names its product MGR2/ROMO1 family protein. Lineage: Eukaryota; Fungi; Ascomycota; Eurotiomycetes; Eurotiales; Aspergillaceae. Gene Ontology annotation, cellular component: TIM23 mitochondrial import inner membrane translocase complex. The record is from RefSeq and is a predicted model, not a curated record. The transcript has 5 exons. Bases 1 to 336 code for a protein of 111 amino acids. Gene Ontology annotation, biological process: protein insertion into mitochondrial inner membrane; protein import into mitochondrial matrix.